AUGCCGAUUCUCAACGUCCCUGGUGCAAAAUUGCAUUAUGAGACAUUUGGCAAGGGUCCCUUGCUACUUUUGAUUCCGGGCGCUGGCGGGAAUGGUGAAACGUUCCGUCUGAUCGCAAACAACCUUUCUUCCUCGUAUAAAGUUGUUCUUUGGGAUCGGAGAGGGUAUUCCAGAAGUACCCUUGAAGGGCCCCAAGAUUUCACCCGCCGCCUGUCCACGGAUGCCAGUGACUCACAGAGACUCAUUGAGUACUUGUCCCCAGAUAAAUCAGCUUUUGUGUUUGGGACAUCAUCGGGAGCCAUUGUUGGCCUGGCUCUUUUGUCCAGAUUCCCGGAAAAUGUCCUGCGCCUCGUGGCGCACGAACCUCCUUGUACAGAUGUUCUGCCCGCAGAGCACAAGGAAAAUGCCUCUGGAUUUAUCAAUGAAAUUUACAAUCUGUAUCGAAAUCAAGGUCCGAACGAAGCUCUGCAAAUGUUCUUAUCGAAUUUCUCUGUUCCGAGCGAGAGGGAUGACAUGUUCAAGUGUAUGGAUGUCAGGCUUGAUGCUGAAGUUCGAGCCAACAGUUUAUUCUGGUUUGAAUUUGAAUUGAAACAGUACACUAGUUCCGCAACACUGGGCCAAAAUCCCAAAGAGCCCACGGGUGAGCAGACUCACAACCCACCAACCGGACAGCGAAAAUACUACCCCCGAUACUGGCCCCGUUCGUCCCAUGACAAGCCUCUAGGACUGGGGACAAUACUGUCGAGUCCGGAGUAUUUCGACGAGGAUCAUAUCAAGAUACCCCCGCCACCUCCACCGGCCCAAAGAAUACGGACAGCGCCGCAAAUCCACGAACCCCACAAACUCAAGCGACCUGAAGCUCUACCUUCAGGUGACGAGGAGAAACUCAGUGAUGCGAGAGAACAUGUCAAAAACCAUCCUACUCUCAAGGUCAUUAAAUUAGAUGCCGUGCCCUCCCAACACCAUCUGCUCGAGCCUGACUAUAGCCGCCGCAACGCAUCACACGAAGUUGUUUCGCCAGAGGAAAGUUACAGUGACCGGGUCUCCGUGGAAAACAGCGACCGGCGCCGAUGCCCUGAGUCCUUCUAUUUUGAUGAACGCCCCGAAAACUCUGACCAUGUAGAAGAAUUUGUGGAAGAAGCCGAAAAAUACCAGACUACCACCGCCGGCUAUUCCACUGCACAAAUCCCCGUAUCCCAGGAGACGCUUUUGCCAAAAGUGAGAAGUGGCAUCGGUAGUGACAACGGUAGCCAAAAAAGCCGAUCAAACAGCACUUGUGGCAGUGCCACCAAGACUGAGAAAGAAAGCCAAAACAUAACCCUCACGAGGUUUGUUGAGGAAAGCUUCGCUGGCAAGUCCAUCAGCAUCCGCACGGGUGACCAAGGAACCAUGCAGUUUAAUAUCACUGACGACUUCACCCGGCGAGCCAAGGCACAAUCACCAUCAGUACCCAACGACCACCAGCCACCAGAUGCAGAUGCAGAUGUUUCACCAGAGCAUCCCAACCGCAGAGUGACUUCUGACCUCGAGCCCAGCCCUUGGCGCGCGACUAGGCCUCUGAUUGUACGGCAAGACAGCAAUGGAGUGCAAUGGAUCGCGUUCGAGUAUUUCAGGGACCGUGUAAAACUGGAAUAUACAAUCCGAUGCGACAUCGAAUCCGUCGAUGUGGAAAGCCUCAGCCAGAGCUUCAAAAUUGAGAACUGUGUCUACCCGCGUGCCUACUCUAUAACUGAACCAUAUAGGGGUAAUCGCCUAGCCUACGAGACCAGCUGCAAUGCUAUUGGCUGGGCACUUGCUAAGCUAAAUUCGGCUUUACAUGGAAAUCGCGGCCUCAUCCAGCGUGCUGUCGAUAGCUGGCGGAACAGCGAUCAGGACCCUAGGCUACGGAGCAGACGGUUAGCCAAUUAUCUAUACGCAUCCCUUUCCGCUCCAUCGCUGACAUCUGAUCCAACGCCAACUCAAGUUGAUGUUCCCGGAGAAGACCCGCGACCACAAAAUGCCAUCCUUCGGGACUAA
Messenger RNA from Penicillium odoratum, 2016 nucleotides. Its product is annotated as alpha/beta fold hydrolase. The record is from RefSeq and is a predicted model, not a curated record. Lineage: Eukaryota; Fungi; Ascomycota; Eurotiomycetes; Eurotiales; Aspergillaceae. The transcript has 3 exons. The coding region runs from base 1 to 2016 and encodes 671 amino acids.